Molecule: messenger RNA, 1688 nt
Organism: Orbicella faveolata
Lineage: Eukaryota; Metazoa; Cnidaria; Anthozoa; Scleractinia; Merulinidae
Product: OCIA domain-containing protein 1-like
Cellular component (GO): endosome
Source: RefSeq, a predicted model, not a curated record
AUAGAGGACCUGCAUUUAAACCAGCUAAGGCUGAUGUGACUUCUUUUUAGCUCUAAAUAUUGUAAUUUAUGCGUCAGCCUUCUGAUAAGUCCACAGUUAUUCCAAUCUACUCUGUCAAAAAAUGCGAAACAAAUUAAUUUCAGUCAGUGCUUUAAAUCCAAGGUACAAUAAAGAGAUUGCACCUCUUUCUUGGUCAGAGGGAGAUGUGCUGUCUGAGAUGUGGUGUCUUUGUUGACUUUCUAACACUUUUUCAACAUCUUUGAACAUCUUGUUUGUUGGUGAAAUGAUCAAAAUGCUGUGUUGAUAUGUCUUUUUCAAGGACUGGGAAGGGAAUGCCGCUUGAUAGGAAUCAAGGCCAAAGCGUCUCGGAGCAGAAAGAUUUGAGUUUGCCAGGAGACAUCCGGUUUAGCGCGCCAGAUGAAAGUCCCACUAGAGGUGACAACAUCCCUCUUUCCAUCAACACUGCAGCUUCACCGGUCGAACACAGGUCAAGCAGCGAAGACGUCCGUACACCUCCGAACUUGUACUUUGAUGUUGAUGAAGAAAAAGAGAACAAGCAUACAAGUUACGAAGAACUGAGAAAGAAACACCGUGAAAGAUGGACUCCACCCACCAUGUCUUCAGUAACUACGAGAAGGAUGGAACAGCCUAGGCAAAGAAGAGAGGGUCAGCAGGACUCUGCACCAGGUUCCAGCGAAGCACCGCUGUCAUGGUUUGACCAGGAUAACACCAGUGACGACCGUAGUGGACAGGAAACUGGACAGCGGAGUAACACUCAACGGGAGAGGUCUUCAUAUAGGCAAGGGCCAUCGCCCAGGAAGAACAAAUAUGGCGACGUCAUGGAAUGAUUAUGAUGGUUUCUAGCUUGCUGGUUUCAUAAUUCCUGUUCCUGUGCUUCCAAGGCUUUUGAUCAAUUAAUGUUAAAAUUUUCUGGUCCUUUCCAUUCCAUUAAGAGACUAGACUCCUCCUCCAAAUCAUUCUAAGAUCCUAACCGGUAGAGGUUGUGGAAACUGUAACAACGGCACAAAAUCGUAUGUUUCCAUUCAACUCCGCAGGAUUGCUAAACCUUUUAUGUUUUCAUGUAUAGAUGCAGGACAUAUUUUCUUUGUUAGGGGAAUUUCCACUUGAAUUACACAAUGUUAGGUAUUGGUGGUGGCCUUGUAAAAUAAAUAAACAAAAUAAAUGAUAUUAAAAAUAAAGAUCAGUGAGUGAAGACCAAUAGGCCCUUUGCACGAUCCGGUCACAUGGUACAAAAUUACGCAUGCUGGUAAGCAAGUUCCGCAGUGGAACUUCCAAAACCAAGGUAGGUCCAGGUGGACUGGUACGAGUGGCAUUGUUUUGGAAGUCCCACUGUGCAACUUGCUCACCAGCAUGUGUGAUUUUGUACCAUGUGACCGGAUCGUGCAAAGGGCCUAUUGCGUCUGUGACUAUGUACUAUAGUGAUUAAUAAAGUCGAUAACCACGAAGCUGAAGUCCGAUAUCGUUAUCGAUAUCGUUAGACUGGACUAUAUCACAACCGGAGUUGGACGACAUGAAGUUCUGUUACCAAUUGAUUAUAACCGUUAUGAUCAAUUAUGAUCAAUUGUGAUAACCAUUUGUGAUAGGCUAUCACAAAUGGCAGCAGUGACUUGUAUGUGAAGUUUAUAUGAAAUAAUUCAUAUAUGAACUGCGGUUGUAGAUGAAAGUGA